This is a messenger RNA of Gasterosteus aculeatus aculeatus (three-spined stickleback), 2211 nucleotides long. NCBI's taxonomy places the organism in Eukaryota, Metazoa, Chordata, Actinopteri, Perciformes, Gasterosteidae. The record is from RefSeq and is a predicted model, not a curated record.
GUUGCUACGGUAACCUGGGCACGAUGACAUCACCCCCGAAAACGAUGGGGUGUGUCUCCACGCCGACGGGGUACCAGAGAGCGGUUGUGCCUUCUCCCCCUCAGCAAUGAAGCCUGGGAUUUUCGACAGCACUUGAAGGCAGCAUCAACGCCGUUCUCUUGCGAGCCAAUCAGAGCGGUGAUUUUUUCAAGAUGACCAAUCAGCGACAGAUACGUCUUAGGACGGCGUCAUUUGUCAUACGGCCCGCCCUGCCGCUGCUCAUUGAAGAAGAAGACGGACGGCAUCGGCGGCACACCAUCCACUGAAGAGAUUCGAUCAUGUCUACCAAACUCUGCAAGCUGUUUGUCGGCGGAUUGAACGUGGAGACGACAGAAGAUGGCGUGCGCAAGUAUUUCGAACAGUUCGGCACACUCAACGACUGCGUUGUGGUCAUGAACCAGCAGCUCGGCCGGUCCCGCUGUUUCGGCUUUAUCACCUACUCGACUCCGCAGGAGGCCGACGCAGCAAUGGCGGCUAACCCACAUGUCGUCGAAGGCCACGACGUGGAAUUGAAAAGGGCCAUAGCGCGAGAAGACGCCAACAACCCGGACAUCCUCGCAAACGUCAAGAAGAUUUUCGUCGGCGGCGUGAAAGACCACAUCGAGGCGGAGCACCUCACCGAGUACUUCUCCCAGUUCGGCGUGGUGGAGAAGGCCGAGAUCAUCUCCGACAAGCAGACCGGCAGGAAGCGGGGCUUCGGCUUUGUCUUCUUUGAGGACACCGACUCCGCCACCAAAGCGGUGCUCACCAAGUACCACACCAUCAGCGGGAACAAGGUGGAGGUGAAGAAGGCGCUCACCAAGCAGGAGAUCUCCACCGGCGGCCGCGGAAGAGGCCGAGGCCGCGGGAUGCAGAGCUAUGGCGGCGGUAGAGGCGGCGGCGGCUACGGAGGCGGCGGCGGCGGCGGCGGCUACGGCAGCAACUACGGAGGCGGCUACGGCUACGGCGGCGGCUACAACGGCGGCGGCGGCGGAGGGUACGGCGGCUACGGGGGAUACGACGAGGGCGGAUACGACCAGCAGAUGGGCGGCGGGUACAGUAACGGUGACUUUGGGGAUGGCUACGGACAGCAGCACUCCAGCUACGGUGCAGUGAAGGGGGGCAACUAUUCCUACCGGAGCGGGGCUCCCUACAACAGAGGAGGCGGCGGCGGGGGCUACGUCCGGGGAGGCGGCGGCGGCGGGUUCAGCGGCGGCUAUUAAGCGCGCCCCCCCCCCCACCCCGACCCCUGUUUUUGUGUUCAUGGGGUACAUUCUGAUUUACAGCGAACUUGAAUUUAUACACACACACACACACACCGGGUGAUGGGUCUUUGUUGCAGAGCCCAUCACCCACUCAAAGAACGAAACUGUCCUGGACCCCUUCUUCCCCCAACACACACCACCUCCCCCCAUCGGCCCAGCACACAAUAUGGACUUUACAACUAGUUGAAUACUUUGUCUCGGCGGGGGGGGGGGGGCUGCUUUCAUUUGUAAAAUCGUAAAAUAUUUGUCACUGCUUCUCAAUUGAGUUUGUUUGUCUUGCAAACCAGCCAGAUGUGUUAUUUUUGCAUCAUGAACUCAGGGUUUUAAGUGAUGUUUGGCGGUGUCGGGGAGCACGUGACUCGAUCGCUUGAGUUUCUCGAUCCUAAACACUAUCGUGAUAAAGUACUUUUUUUUGGGGUUGGAGAUUAAUUGUUUUGUAUCUGUAAAUUUUCCACCCGUCCCAUUACAUCCUUUUUGUUUUAGAUUAAAACCGUUUUCAAAAUCCAUGUUUUCAGUUCACCCUUUGUUUUGGUUCUGCUUUUAUUAAAGUUUUUAAUGUUUUGAAACUUAAAUCUCGCAGUCUUGAUUCACAUCGUGUUGCUUACAUUGAGCGUUUAAUGCGUUUUUAUCAUGAUUAUUAAUCUGUUAUCGCUGCGGCCAGCAGGCGGCGCUACUCAUCCGCGCACGCUGGUUUCAUCGGCCAUUUUAUACCGACCCGGAGAAGAAGCCGUGUGCGCCACAUCUCAACUCAUGUUUGACUGAGAUGUUCUCUUUAAACCUCAUCAACACGCCGUCUGUGCGGAGGUCUCACUCUGACCCUAUUUCAGUGUACUAAAGACUCUAAGCCGGUUUUAAUUUGAGGUGAAAUGUAUAAUGAAUACAGGAUGUUUUGAAGCAAAUGUACAAUAAAAUCAUUAAAUGAAGCACC